Molecule: messenger RNA, 1734 nt
Organism: Aspergillus eucalypticola CBS 122712
Lineage: Eukaryota; Fungi; Ascomycota; Eurotiomycetes; Eurotiales; Aspergillaceae
Product: Zn(II)2Cys6 transcription factor domain-containing protein
Exons: 2
Coding region: 20-1255 (411 amino acids)
Biological process (GO): regulation of DNA-templated transcription
Molecular function (GO): DNA-binding transcription factor activity, RNA polymerase II-specific; zinc ion binding
Source: RefSeq, a predicted model, not a curated record
CUUCAACCAAUUGGGACCCAUGAACUCAGCAGCAGAGCGUACCAAUGCCCCACCGCGGCGGAAAUCCUGUGAGGCCUGCAAGAUAGCCAAGCGACGCUGUGAUCUUGCCUGGCCAGCUUGCUUCCGAUGUGCCCGCCGCAAUCAGAUCUGUGUCUAUCCUGGUAGACAACCACCAAGCAUGGACAUGGAGGCAGUAUCGCUUGCAGUAAACCUUCUGGAAGACCCUCUGUAUCCAGCCUUUGCCGAAACCCAGUGUGUGACCGAUAUCAACACGCACUUCCCAGAUGUAGUGCAAUUAUCGUGUGCCCUCGAGCUUCCGAGCCCCGAAACCGAAGUUGCCAAUCUACUGGCCCAAUUGCCGCCUCUGCAACCUCCUAUGAUGUCGCUAACACAUGACAAUCCAAGUACCACUGUGAUCAAGUCAAGGUCUUCGCUGCCCAUAUCGACAAUAAUUACGGAACGCCUACAGUUCGGCAUGGAUGUGCUGAAACAAGCACCCAAAAUGAUGGUCCUCGAAAGCCAGACGCCCUGGUGUCAUCGCCAAUUGUACAAGGACGGCAUGCCCAGGUCAAUGCAAGACGCCCUCGCCUGCUGUGCCCUCUACAUGGCUCGAAAUGAUAUCAAUGCUCCUGUCAUCCUCUCUUCCUUCAUAACCCGCAUUGACGAUUUACGUGCUUCUCCGCCACCGAGCACGCCUCUCGAAGCACUUGCACACACUCAAUCACUGAUACUGUAUCAGAUAAUGUGCAUGUUCGACGGGGAUAUCCAUGCCCGACUGUCCGCCGAGCCUUUUAUUCCCAUGCUGGAAACAUCGGCUUUCAACCUUCUGAAUCAUAUAUACUUCCCAGCCGCAGAGCCUGAUACUGCUCUUACCGCGCCCAUGGAUGCCGUCAUGCAGUCCUGGAAAGAAUGGGUAUACCAGGAAUCAGCGCGUCGCACCGCCCUUUUCACGUUUUAUCUGGUGCAAGUAUACCGUUUCGUGACGGGCGAGAACAACCUUAGCUGCGACGGCCGUCUCGGUCUCAACCACUCAUGGUACCUAUCCGCACCCCUGUGGAAUGCGCAGACUUCAUUCGACUUUGCCGUUGCAUGGAACGAGCAUCAGCAUUUUGUGAUCUGCAAUGCAGAUUUUGGCCAUGUGCUUGAAUGUGCGCGACCGUCUGAUGUGGACGUUUUUGGCCGGAUGCUCCUCAGUACGCUACUAGGCAUUGACCAGGCUAAAGCCUGGUUUUAUUCCCGAGGAGCUGACCUGUAAAUUCAUGUCUCGAUGGUACUAAUGCGCAUGUCUCUUCAAAUCUACGACCCUUACGACCAAUCUCCGAACUCCACAGAGCACACACAGACUCUGGCUCCCAUGUGCCUCGGGCGGAUAUCCUUCCGACAUCCGUCUUCAGCCUUUCAAGUUUUGCAAUAGCGGCACUGCCGUCAGAUCUACUAUGAACCCCGACAUAUACCCUUUAUGCGCACUAUUUUUUUCACCCAGCAAAUUGGAACUUUCUCCAAUUUUUCGUUUUGCUUACGUCGCUGGCAAGUUCAAUCAAUACAAUAUCUUAAGGUACGUGCCUACCGCAGCAAGGCAUGGAAACACACCUCGCUGAAUAGAAUGAGACUUUCUCGUUAAUCAGCCUCAGUUUUCCCAAUCUCACUGCCAUCUCUAUUUGGAUUUAUCUCCAUUUCCCUGUACAGGCGGUACGAGACACUUUUGGGAUGAAGGCCUCCUCGCGCUUUGUCGCC